Molecule: messenger RNA, 2419 nt
Organism: Heterocephalus glaber (naked mole-rat)
Lineage: Eukaryota; Metazoa; Chordata; Mammalia; Rodentia; Bathyergidae
Gene: Abhd5
Product: abhydrolase domain containing 5, lysophosphatidic acid acyltransferase
Biological process (GO): phosphatidic acid biosynthetic process; negative regulation of triglyceride storage; lipid homeostasis
Cellular component (GO): mitochondrion; lipid droplet
Molecular function (GO): lysophosphatidic acid acyltransferase activity; carboxylic ester hydrolase activity
Source: RefSeq, a predicted model, not a curated record
AACCCGGCGUGAGCCUGCAGGGGCUUUGCAGGUCGGAGCGGCCGUGUGCUGUGGAGCUUUGUGAUGCCCAGGUUGGCGGAGCUAUUCUUUCCUCUCUGUGACUGACCUUCGCGCAGUCCUGAGCAGAAGAUUAGCUAUGGAAAAAACUUCAUUACCCUGAAGAUCAUUGCUUGACUUUUCAAGACUGGUAAUUGGUCAGGAUGGCUAUCGGGUUGGCUUCCCACCUGGUGCCCUACAUCUCCACUGCUCCUUAAAGAAGCUGAAGAGAAAAUGCUAAAAUGUGUCCCCUGCACUUACCAAAAAGAACGUGUUCUUGUAUCUAAUGGAAAUAAAAUAUGGACCCUGAAGUUCUCUCAGGAUAUUUCAAAUAAGACUCCGCUUAUCCUCCUCCAUGGCUUUGGAGGUGGCCUUGGACUGUGGGCACUGAAUUUUGGAGCUCUUUCUGCUGACAGGCCCGUCUAUGCUUUUGACUUGUUGGGCUUUGGACGGAGCAGUAGACCCAGGUUUGACAGUGACGCGGAGGAAGCGGAGAAUCAGUUUGUGGAGUCCGUCGAAGAGUGGAGGUGUGCGCUGGGGCUGGAGAGGAUGAUCUUGCUCGGACACAACCUGGGGGGCUUCUUGGCCGCUGCUUAUGCGCUGAAGUACCCGUUGAGGGUCAGUCAUCUCAUUCUGGUGGAACCCUGGGGUUUUCCCGAGCGCCCGGACCUCGCUGACCAGGACAGACCCAUUCCGGUUUGGAUCCGAGCCUUGGGAGCAGCGCUGACCCCCUUUAACCCCCUAGCUGGCCUCAGGAUCGCAGGACCCUUUGGUCUGAGCCUAGUGCAGCGGCUGAGGCCUGAUUUCAAGCGGAAGUACUCCUCGAUGUUUGAGGACGACACCGUGGCGGAGUACAUCUACCACUGCAACGUGCAGACCCCCAGUGGCGAGACCGCCUUCAAGAACAUGACCAUCCCUUACGGCUGGGCGAAGAGGCCGAUGCUCCUGCGCAUCGGCAAGCUGCACCCCGACGUGCCCGUGACGGUGAUCUUCGGCGCCCGCUCCUGCAUAGACGGCAACUCCGGCAGCAGCAUCCAGUCUCUGCGGCCGCAGUCCUACGUGAAGACCAUAGCCAUCCUCGGCGCGGGGCACUACGUGUACGCGGAUCAGCCCGAGGAGUUCAACCAGAAGGUGAAGGAGAUCUGCAGCUCGGUGGACUGAGCCGAGCCUGCGCCUGGCGGGCGGGCCGCCUCAGCGAGAACCAGCGUGGAUGCGGGCCAGGCCGCACCACCGGCCAGCUCUGCCCACACUUUGCACGUAUGUCCUGUUAGGGAGUCGCUUGCAUACUCGAACCACUUCGUGCCUUCUAGAAGAAUGGAUUUUCUUUCUUCUGCACACAGCUGAAAUACACAAGUCUCCAAAUUUAGUAACUUUAAAUAAAAAGUUGUUUGCCCCUCUGAUACACUGAAAAAUUGUACUUUUUUAGCAGGAUUGUUUUUCCACUUUACCUGACUCUGCUAGCCAAGUACUUUUCAUAUUGCAGUGUAUCUUGCCAAUUUAAAGAAAUGAUUUCUGGGUCGAUUGUGUUACACCCUGCAAAGGUGCACUUUAUUUUCUUUGCAUGUAUUUACCAUGUCUUGUAACUGAUACAGUUAAUCCAGAGGAACUUUUCUGUGGAAAAUUGUCAGCCGUUGAAAACACGUCAUUGCUGAAAUGGAGUGACAAGCGAGGCCUUGAGUUAACAGGCAGAGUCAGCCCCGGCCUCACUAUUAGGGUUCCCUCCAUUUGGUGCCCGAGUUCAGCACUUUCAUUGUGAUCUGUCCUGACCUACAACCCUGCAGCAGCACAGCUCCUUGGAACCAUCUGUGUAUGAUGUAGGCCUGCAUUUCUAAGAAAAUACGACGACUGUAAUUCUCAGAAGCCUUCACCAUAGCGGCUCCUCUUUCUUCUCCCACUCAGCAGUUAUCUUUUCCAGAACCAGUGGCAGGUCUCCUCCCCGAUGGGGACGCGGCACAGUGACCUUUCAGAAACCAAGUCAUCUCAUGUUUUCUUGAAAUUUAACUCUUGUACAUGGGUGCUAAAACUGGAUUACAUUUUUGCCACUAAAAUAUGAAAUGAGCUAGCACUAGGUCUGUUACUUAUCGAGUACUGUGUGAAUUAAACCAUUAACAUACUUGAAGUUAUAUUCCAGAAAUUCUACAAUGUUGAUUGAACUAUUUGACAGUAACUACCAUCAAGCAUAGCACUUUUUUGCAGGUUUGGAAUGAGGAAAACUUUGAAAUUGUGAACACUCUCCCUGUGGUAAAGACUGCUGUGAAAACCCUCUACAGGAGAAAACAGAAUGGGACUGUCCCCAGCAAGGCGUCUGCCUUCUGUUUUGUUACCUCUGCUUCUCUGGGAGAAAGAUGGGUUCAGUAAAUAAAAAACAGUGAACUAGAACAAA